AUGUUUGGCGUCGAACCAGAAGGAGAAGUUAUCAACGAGACUGCAUGUAGUACAUCAUCGUCAGCGGGGAGAGGUGGACCCACUACAGUCGUGGAAGAAACUGUUUUUGAGGAGGAGACUCAGACCUCUGCCAGUACAAAGAAAAACCUUGGUACCAUAGUAGCUGAAGGAGUCGGACACUUCGCGAGUCCGGUGCUUGACUCUAUCAUAUCACUGAAAGGGCACGUAGAACUGCACCUUCCUCAAUCAACUUCAACGUCUGCAUCUACUUCUGCGACAGAAACGCUAGGUUGCGAACCACAAGGUGAUGAGCCGAAAAAACGGAAUUCUUUUUUCGCAUCAUUAGAAAGCUAUACAUCCUCCUCCGCACCAGUGCCAUCGUCGAGCACCACUGUAGAGGAAAAAGCAGAUGUUGUGACG
Amoebophrya sp. A25 is the source of this 420-nucleotide messenger RNA. NCBI's taxonomy places the organism in Eukaryota, Dinophyceae, Syndiniales, Amoebophryaceae. The record is from the annotation of a GenBank genome assembly.